Messenger RNA from Malus domestica (apple), 1182 nucleotides. RefSeq names its product acyltransferase-like. The record is from RefSeq and is a predicted model, not a curated record. NCBI's taxonomy places the organism in Eukaryota, Viridiplantae, Streptophyta, Magnoliopsida, Rosales, Rosaceae.
AUGGCUGGUCGUAUGUACGUGCCGGUGGUUCUUUUCUACAACCCUGCGGGUGGCGCAUGUGCUGUUGAAAAAUCCAAUCUGCUCAAGAAGUCUCUCUCGGAAACACUAGCCUUGUACUACCCAUUUGCUGGAAGGAUCGUAGAUGCAGAAUAUAUUGACUGUACUGAUGAGGGAGUGACAUAUUUGGAAGCGAAAAUCCAUGCCAAGUUGUCAGAAGUUCUCCGAAAUCCUGACAAUGAAACAUUAGACCUUUUAUUUGCAGACAAUUUGCAAUGGGAGGACACAAAUCUGAGCACUUUACUUGCCGUUCAGGUUAGCUACUUUGAGUGUGGAGGAAUGGCAAUAAGCAUGUGCAUGUCACACAAACUUGGCGAUGCGGCCACCCUGAUCACCUUCAUCAAAGACUGGUCUGCCAUGGCUUCAAACUCAGGUGAACAUGUGAUCCCUCUAUUCGAUUUAACCUCAAUGUUCCCACAGGACGACCUACCGAUUGGUAAGGAACAUGUUAAUGAUAAAGGGAAGCUUGCCACAAGAAGGUUUGUAUUUGAUGCCCUAAAAAUUGCCGCCCUCAAGGCCAUUGUUGCUCAGAAAGUGCAAAACCCUACAAGGGUAGAGGUUGUGACUGCACUACUAUUUAAGUGUGCAAGCUCAACCUCUGGUGGACGAGCAGUCCUUUGCCAAAAUAUCAACUUGCGUUCGAGGCUCGUCCCUCCGUUGCCGGAAAAUUUUGUAGGAAAUUUGGCUUGGUUCUUUCCAGUACCAAAACUAGAGGAGGAUGGUGAGAUAGAGUUGCCUGGCUUCGUGGGACAAAUGAAAGAGGCUUUGGCUGAAUUCUGCAAUACAUAUGCGAGCAAGUUUAGAGGCAAAGAAUGGCGCUUGAGCAUUAAGCAACACAUGGAGAAGGCUAAGGAAUUGUUUGGGAGCAACACAGCUAAAUAUACAUGUAGCAGCUGGUGUAGGCUUCGAAUAUACGAAGUGGACUUUGGGUGGGGAAAGCCGGUGUGGGCGAGGAUCGGCAGCCGUGCGGGGAAGAAUGUCAGUAUUCUAAUGGAUACAAGAAGUGGGGAUGGGAUUGAGGCCUUUGUGACGUUGGAAGAGCAAGACAUGGCAAAGUUUGAGCGUAAUGAGGAGUUACUAGCAUUUGCUACUUUUAACCCAAAUCCCAUUGAGGAACUCUCGUGA